CCCCCACUCUCUACUUUUAUUUUACCGUUACGUUCAAUACGGUCGGUCCUCGUGGCUCCCGUGUUCAACCAUGCAUCGGCGCACGAGGUGAUACAGGCCGACGGGAGAAGCCAUUCACGCCGUCUAUGAAGACGGGACGUAUAGGAAUCACUCUCGACAGCCACACAUAAAAAGGCAGCGCUGGCUAGCCGAGAAGUUGCAGCUCCCUUUUGUGAAAACUCUCUCCAUCAUCCUACACCAAAGCGGCCACAUAACCCGUCGGAAACCACACAGCUCUGCACCGCUCUCUCUCUCUCGCGGGACUUGCAGCCCUCUCGGACAUUCCGCCGCUCCCCACCCACCUUGGCCGAUCAGAAGCCAUCGCCGAAUCCCAAGAUGGACCCCGCGGGACUGCCACCCAUAGGUAUGACGGGCGAUGCGGCCGCAAAGAGCUACAUGCGCAAGUACCUCUUCCUGCAGCUGGUGGAUCGCGAAAAGGCCCGGGCCGAGGCCCAGGCCGACGACGACGAGAAAGAGAGGACGCACGUGGCGGCGUGGGAGCACGCCGUGGCGGAGCAGGCGCGGGUCGACGCCGAGACGCGGCGGCUGUGCGAGGACGAGGGCUGCACCUUGGACCAGUUCACCACCCACACCCAGCAGGCCAAGGCGUACGUGACGCAGAUGUGGGACCACGUCGCGCUGCUGGGGCGCGCCGCCGCGGAUGCGGCCGAGGCCCUGCGGGUGGCCAACCUGGGAGUGAGCGAGACGGAGGGUAAGCUCCGGAUCUUUGACGACGCGGUCAGGCAGGGGGUGCCGUGGGAUAUGCUGGACUUUACCGUUUGAGGGGCGAGAUGUGUGGAGCAAUCUUGGAGCUUGGCAGCCCCCAAAGCACCUAUACACACACAUAACCUGAGUCUGAUGCGAUGAUUAUUGCUUUGCGUUGGGACGCCACCGGGCCUAGCGUGUUCCCGGGAUCUGCAUCUUUUAUUUGGCCGCCGUCGCUCUGACGAAUCGAUAUGUACAUUGCUUGCUCUAUAAAACCCAAUAACCUCGGUGUAAUGCAACCACCAUCGAUCCAACCCUCCAUCACAGGUACACCCUCUGAUACAGGCCGUCGUAUAGGUCCCCGACCCAGC
This is a messenger RNA of Gaeumannomyces tritici R3-111a-1, 1115 nucleotides long. RefSeq lists its product as hypothetical. Bases 376 to 822 code for a protein of 148 amino acids. The transcript has a single exon. The record is from RefSeq and is a predicted model, not a curated record. Lineage: Eukaryota; Fungi; Ascomycota; Sordariomycetes; Magnaporthales; Magnaporthaceae.